AUGUUUGUCCCUCCUCACAACUAUUCUACAGGUCGACCGAACGUGCCUGCAACUCCGGCUUCAUCGAUGCCGCAAAGUGGCCACCACGAUGCGCUUCCUUCACAAGGAACUGCGCUGACGCCGGACUACUAUGUGCAGAAUCAUGUGUCACCUACUUAUACAAUGCGCCAGGCACUACGAAUUCCGGAGCUUUCAGGCUAUCUACAACAUUUCGGAAAAGCAAAGGAUGACUACAAGGGCAAAUACCUGGAAUAUGUGCUUGAAAACAAGGGGAUUGUUCUUAAUGCUCCUCCUCCCUUCUCAGUGAUUACAGACAAGGCGCACUAUCACAGCUACGGAGUAGUCCGUAUCAACAAUAUCCCCUUUACCAUUAGUGCUCAAGAGAUUUCCCAAUUCAUCAAUCGGUACGCUGCAAUCCCUAUGAUUAAGAAGAACCACGAAGGCUACCCAAUACAUAUCAUUAUGGAGAAGCCAACUGGUAAGACGAUGGACUGCUAUGUCGAAUUUCCCAACGAUGCUGCAGCAAAGGAGUGCGUCAAACGCUUUGAGUAUACUGCUCAACCAGGCCGCGGUACGAGACUCGGCACGCGAAAUGUGACGCUCGACCUUAGUAGCCAGGCUGAGCUAAUGAAGGCCAUCUUCCCUCGUGCCAGACUUGUUGUCUUCAGCGCCAGCGAUGGCAAGCCCCACAUCUUUGGCCGUGAGACGGAUCCUUCUUGGUCAGAUGGCUUUCGAGGAUUCGUUACUCUGGAGGAGAUCUAUGGCGUGACCAGGUUUGCCGAAAGCCCGAAUCGAUCACCCUUCGUUCUCAAAUGUCAUCAGCGAGUCUACGAGUGCAUGAUCAGUACGCUCUACAAGUUCCCAUGGGCUUCAACUCAACACUAUACGAUCGGCGCCCGCAAUGUCUUGUUCGAAGCUGUCUACAAGCAGCUCAGUAUUCUCGCGAAGAAAGUCAGUGCCCCAGCUACACGAACAUCUGGCGACGAAAGCUUCGCUCUCUACCACAACGGUCACAAGUCCAUCAGCAUGAGCGAUUCUCCUACGUCUCCUAUUACACUUGAGUCGAUCGGCGACCGAGAAGUUGGACUCGGCGAGCCUCUUCUCUUCGAUCUUUUGUUCGCAGCUGUGAACGUGCCCUCCUUCAGCUUACUUCAAAAGUCAGUGCUGUGUGAGGCAGCUGGUCGCUGCGGCGCAGGCAUCGGAUUGAGCAAAUUUCGCUCUACAUGGCCUUUUCAAACACUCGAGCCCGCAUCUGGUACACCAGACCAUGUCAUCGAGUUCUGGUUGACGCUCUUCGAUAGUGGCUAUGAUGUUAUGACGACCAAAGAGACCAAGACAACUUUCGAAGAAUACCUUAUCGUCAGUCGCAACAACAUCGGCUUUGCCAUCACUGAAUGGACACCUAAAGGGGCUGAUCUACCUUUCUCAGAGGCCUUGCGUGUUGAGAAGGCUGUGAUGAUGCAGUAUAUCAUCUGCGGUCGAGAUGCAUGGGCUCGGGAACGACAACUCUCGGUGGAGAAGUGGGGAGUGAUGACCUUGACUGAAUUGAGCAGAACUAUCACAAGUGAGAAGGCUCUUAUGUGUCGCCGUGCUGAGGUAGAAGAGCAGCCUGCUGACGAUCCUAAAGUCGAAGUCUCGCCAAAGUCAAGUGGCAUAUGGACCGCGACUGAUACUGAUACAACCAGCAAUGUUUCUGGCUCGUAUGUCGAUGUCGUGGGGCAAAUGCAAAGUGGAAGGAGCAAGUUCAAUCCAGCUACUGCCACGAAUUUCGUGCCUGGCUCUAUACAGAACUUGAUACCUUUGAACUGGCAAAUUGUUCAUAAUGGCCACCCCUUGAGGCUGAGCGUCGAUACAAGUAGGGGAUACGGUGGUGCUACUGUUACAGCUGCCGACUUCAAAAACCCGUUCGAAGUCCCUGCUUCCAAGCAACAAACUCCUCCGAACUUCUGUUCAGGCACGAUAACUACGCGCACUACAGAUGUCUCGCCUCUGGAGAGGACGUCGUUUGCCACUGGCUCCGAGUCGCCAAAUACUCAAAGUCCUGGUCAAUCAGGUUAUGAUGUUUCAAUUCGACCUCGGAGCGACGCGCCGAAUGUCGACUUCUCUCCGCAGAUCUCGGAUUUCUCUCGAAAGCUCUCGAUCGUGGUUGACCACAGACAUUUGAGCCAACCCAGCAACGAGUCCGGAGAUGCUGAGGCAACAUCGUAUGAUCGAAUGGAGGAACUUACAGAAUCUAUCACGACCUUGUCUCCAGAUGACGAUCCAUUUCUUUCGACAACUCUACAGCGAACACGAACGCAGACUCUGCCGAACCUGGGUGCAGGAAUUAUCAGCCGAAGCACAUCUUUCGAAACCGACCCUGGCAGACAGAAUUUCGGACCGAUUGGCAGCUUCCGACGAGAGUCUGUUGCUGCUGAUCGGGUCGCUUCGGAAGGUGUCAACACGAGCACUAGCUUGCUCAACCAGAAGUCCAGAGCUCAAAGCAUUCCAAUAGCCACGCACAAUGCUGACGCCAUGAAACGUCGAUAUCAAGGCCAACUGACUGGUGCUGAGUUGUGGAACAGAAUAGGUGGAAGGUAG
Molecule: messenger RNA, 2580 nt
Organism: Lithohypha guttulata
Lineage: Eukaryota; Fungi; Ascomycota; Eurotiomycetes; Chaetothyriales; Trichomeriaceae
Gene: ARPC4
Product: Actin-related protein 2/3 complex subunit 4
Exons: 3
Coding region: 1-2580 (859 amino acids)
Molecular function (GO): nucleic acid binding
Source: RefSeq, a predicted model, not a curated record